Molecule: messenger RNA, 270 nt
Organism: Gongylonema pulchrum
Lineage: Eukaryota; Metazoa; Nematoda; Chromadorea; Rhabditida; Gongylonematidae
Source: the annotation of a GenBank genome assembly
AUGACACUUGCAACACGAAAAGCGAGUGCUUCCGAGGUACUGAGCGUACGCAGUGCAAACAGUGAACAACAAAUGAAGAUGGAAAUAAGAGUGCUCAGUCCUGUAGUUCUUGCUGAGCGAAAGAGUCGGUCUGCGAUUGUUCGAAAGACGUUUCCAAUGGAACUUGGCCGCCAACUGGAUGUGCAGCUCAAAGUGAAACACCAACAGACUUUGCAGUCAUUAGGGCGCAAAAAAGCGAACAGUGGAGUGAUACGUCCCAGUGCAUCAUAA